Ruditapes philippinarum (Manila clam) is the source of this 713-nucleotide messenger RNA. RefSeq names its product large ribosomal subunit protein uL5. Gene Ontology annotation, biological process: translation. Gene Ontology annotation, molecular function: structural constituent of ribosome; RNA binding. The record is from RefSeq and is a predicted model, not a curated record. Gene Ontology annotation, cellular component: cytosolic large ribosomal subunit; ribosome. Bases 131 to 673 code for a protein of 180 amino acids. Lineage: Eukaryota; Metazoa; Mollusca; Bivalvia; Venerida; Veneridae. The transcript is spliced from 6 exons.
UUCGCCACUUGAACUCAUUUUGCAGAAAGUUGUUGAUAUUAAUUCUGUUGCUAAGUGUAAACCAUUAAUCACGUGACUGAUAUUUGGAACAUUUUGAUGUGUGUAUUUCCUUUUCCGGUUACUUCUAAACAUGGCGGACUCGAAGGACAAAGAUAAGGAGAAGAACCCCAUGCGAGAGUUGCGUAUUGUUAAACUUUGUCUUAACAUCUGUGUAGGAGAGUCCGGCGAUAGAUUGACCCGUGCUGCAAAGGUGCUUGAACAGCUUACUGGUCAGACCCCUGUCUUCUCAAAAGCCCGUUACACUGUGAGAUCAUUUGGUAUCCGAAGAAAUGAGAAAAUUGCUGUGCAUUGUACUGUACGAGGGGCCAAGGCCGAGGAGAUUCUGGAGAGAGGUUUGAAGGUACGUGAAUACGAAUUGAGAAAAAACAACUUCUCAGAAUCUGGAAACUUUGGCUUUGGAAUUCAGGAACACAUUGAUUUGGGAAUUAAAUACGACCCAGGAAUUGGAAUCUACGGAAUGGAUUUCUAUGUUGUUUUAGGUCGCCCAGGAUUCAAUAUCUCACAAAGAAGAAAAAGACACAGCAAAGUUGGUAUUAAACACAGAGUAACAAAAGAACAGUCCAUGAAGUGGUUCCAACAGAAGUAUGAUGGUAUCAUUCUUCCUGGAAAAUAAACUGUUAUUACUUUGUAAAUUACAUCAAAUAAACCGGCUU